GAAAGGAUGCAGAUUGACCUGGCCCAGGAAAUCCCGGUGCCGAGUGAGCCCCCUUCCCCCGCGCAACGCCGGGAGCUGGAGGAGGGGGGAGAGAGCCCGACGAAGCGGCCGGCCACAUCCUCACGGGGGACAGUUGCCCUGGAUAUGCAAGACCUGGAAAGGCUACUUGCGCAGCACGCAGACCGCAUUCUGCAGGCGCAGCACGCUCACCUUGAAGCGAGGCUGGGGAGUCUCGAGGAGGUGUUGGCUGCUCGAGUCGGAGGUACGGAGACGCGCUUGGAUACGGUUGAGACAAAGGUGGAGAGCUUGGAGGCCAAGAUUGAGGAACUCACCAAGGAGCUGCGCGAAAAACCGGUACGAGGGCAAUUCGGACGAGGGGUGGAAGACAGGCGCUUGACGCUCAUCUUUGGCGGAUGGCCGAGGGAUUCACGACGGGGGGACAUACUUGCAGGUCUGGACAAAGCCCUGCAGGGGUUGCAGAUCAAGCACCUCCUUGACAACGAGGCCUUCUGCACGGGACCCAGGCGCUCCUCUGCUUUGGCCGUCUUCGAACAUAGACAAGGAGAGUCGGAUUAUCAGACCAAAAGAAGGCUUCACCAAGUGGUCCAAUGCAUCGCCGACAACGAGGUUAAGUUGCCGGGUGGCAGGAAGCUUUUCGCCACCUACGCCAAGACGAGGGAGGAGAGAGAGAUCGCCUCGCAUGCUGCCUGGCUCAAGCGAACCAUACUCCAUGUGGCACCAAGGAAAAUCGAUCUUUUGGACUUGGAAUAUGCGACCGGAGGAGGUUGGAUUGGACAAUCUUUCGUGGCUAGCGCCAAGGUACCGGUACCCCCUGGAUUGCAUCCCGAGGACAUGCUCUUUGACGAGGAUAAGGACAACAGGCCUUGGAUCUGGGUCUCGGGAAUCGCAAAGGAGCUGGGACUGCCGGCGGCCACCAUCAGGGCAAUUUUUCCGCUGAUCUCCUGGAACAUAGGGGGAGCCUCGGUUACCGAUCUCCCGCAGACGGUGGCAGAUGCAGUGGGCAACUUGCAGCAGGACGCACUUCUUUCCUUUCAAGAAUUAUCGCGAGAUGAGCCGGGAUGGCACACGGCCCAACACGGGCAGUGGACACUCCUUCAGCACAGACAAUUUGACGUUUGGAGGGGAACAGGGAUUGCUUUUCGUCCCGACCGGUGGCGCGUGAUGCGCAGAAAAGGGACAGAGCGGGGCCUUUGGCUUCGCCUUCGACAUGUGCAGGGGCUCGAGAUUUGGGCGGGCACGGCACAUUUCACGCCGGGCUGUACUCAGGCACAACAUGCCAAAGAAGUGGGGGAACACUUGACAGGACUGCCACCGACUGCGAUUCCGACCUUUCUCACUUGCGACAUCAACGCGGAGGUGGGAUGGGGCUUUGAUGACGAAGGGAUUUGCAGGGCUACAGGGAACAACGGUAAGACCCAGGAGUUCCUGGGACAGUGCUUGCAAAGGGGUUUGCGGCCGGUGCCGCCGCCGCCGGAGGACUUCAGAACACCGACGAGCCGACCGCGCCAGGCUAACCGCCGUGGGAAGCAGAUCGAUGGCAUCCUGUGCAACGCCGGCUCCCCCGGGCCACUUCGGAUUUUUCAGGGGUCUUGUUCGGCCAUAGGUACAGACCAUGAGCUUGUGGCGACCACGAUCACACUUCAUACAACUCGAGCAGGCACAAGGUUCAGCACGCAACCGAGGGUGUGGACAGGCGGGAUCGCCGACGUGGGGGAACUGACACAGGGAAGGCUUACCGAGCUGGCCAAGAAGCACACGGCGCCUCGGCGAGGGGUAGCAUACGUUGAUCCACCCGAAGUCAAGCAUGCAUUCCGAAGAGCCAAGCACGAGGGUGUCCCUAGGUUGUGGACUCAGGCGAGGGCUUUGCGAAAGAAGGCGAGAAGCCUUUGGGAACAGGAACGCCUUGAGCGUGCCACCAAAGGGGAUUGGGCAGAGGUCCGGAGACUUAAGCCGACCAAGCAUGUGGGAUGGGACAUUGAGUUUGCCGAAGCCAACCAGGACCAGGACCCGCAUGCUGUGGUACAUGAACACCUGCAGGGCAUCUACUCGACAGGACAAGUGCUGCCGCCAGCCUCCCCAUGA
This is a messenger RNA of Symbiodinium sp. CCMP2456, 2103 nucleotides long. Lineage: Eukaryota; Dinophyceae; Suessiales; Symbiodiniaceae. The record is from the annotation of a GenBank genome assembly.